ACUCACAUUGAGAGAUACAAAGUUGUCUCUCUGACAUAUACCUAGCUGCUCGAUAACUCACCAAACUAUUGGAUUUCAAUGGAGAAAUUAGAUAAACGGAGGGAAGAAGAAACUUAUCUAUGGAUUCCAGUUCAGUUUCUCGACCAAGCUCUCAUAGCUGUCUUGAAAUGUAUUGGUCUUCUUUGUCAGCCAGCGAAGAAAACUGCGCCGUCUCCGGUAACUUUUAACCAGCCGGAGGAACAAGAGGAAGACUAUGGUGUUGCUCUGAAAGACGAUGAUGUCGUUGUGUUGCUUAGGGACAACAAGGCCAAAUCAAAGAAAAGGGAUAAAGAAAAGCCUAGUUCAGGUCGUCCUGGCCAAACUAAUAGUGUACCCAACGCGGCAAUACAAGUUUAUAAGGAGGAUUAAGAAGUCAAAAAUUGAGUCGAAAAAUCCAAGAGGCCAAUGAGUCAGUCAUUGCUCCUUUUUUUUUUUUACUCAAACUUCUAUGAAAAACUCGUACGUAGUUUAUUUUGGUUUCCUCAUUUUUCAAGACAGCAAAAUUGACCAGAAUGUAUAUACUUUUGAAUCGGAACUAAUUGUUGAAGACGUAUUAUUCUUGAUCAAAGCAUGCAUAUAUCUAGUACAAGUUAAUCUGACUUGAAUACUUGAUUUGACAAUUUCUACCACACUUUG
Molecule: messenger RNA, 675 nt
Organism: Arabidopsis thaliana (thale cress)
Lineage: Eukaryota; Viridiplantae; Streptophyta; Magnoliopsida; Brassicales; Brassicaceae
Gene: PROPEP2
Product: elicitor peptide 2 precursor
Exons: 2
Coding region: 79-408 (109 amino acids)
Biological process (GO): innate immune response
Source: RefSeq, marked reviewed